UGACAUGAAUGGAAACACACUCGAAUCGGGUAUGAGAAGUGUGGCAUUGCGCCAACUCGAAGACUUCUUACCUGAUCGUGAUUUCCUUUGCGCCGUGGCACGCAAGAUAAAUGACCAGCGACAUUUAUCUAUCUCCCAGGCUGUCGAAUCAUUAAAUUCUCACACCUAAUCCUGCGAGCGAACACAUCAUUGUCAGUAUGCCCAACAAUAUCAAUGCAGAUACCGAGGUCGUUAUCUCCUCAGCUCUCAACGGCAUCGGGGGCAACCCCUACGUGGGCAUUCCCCUGAACCGACCUACCCGCCUACCAGUCAAAUUGAUUGAGAGGAUUCCCGGUGUCCGACCUCCACGGUUCAUCUUUACGCGGGUCGAAGACGAAAUAUACACGCUUACCAUCAAUGGGUUAAAUGUCGUCGAGCAGCAAGGGAAGUUGUUUGCCGCGGUGGAGGAACCCGCGCAAGAGUGGGUGGUUAGAUACAGAGCAUUUCACGAUGCCUAUACGAUCGUCAAGAGACUUGAUUCCCGAGAAGAAAUUGGGUGGAUGGCUCCGACUCAAGAUGGCGACCGGCAGAUCCGCAUCGGACGCCUUGGGGAGAUCCCGACAGUCCCACCUGGCUACCUCGACCGGGAGUUAUAUAGGUUCGCGUUCCCUGAAGAGUGAACAAAGGAUCGGAGAGUCAAGGCGGCGUGCUGAGCAUGUUUGUCGGUGUAAGAAGACACAGUGUCGUGUAAAUCCUCAACCGUUGUUGUCUAUG
This is a messenger RNA of Pisolithus orientalis, 753 nucleotides long. RefSeq lists its product as uncharacterized. NCBI's taxonomy places the organism in Eukaryota, Fungi, Basidiomycota, Agaricomycetes, Boletales, Pisolithaceae. The transcript is spliced from 4 exons. The record is from RefSeq and is a predicted model, not a curated record. Gene Ontology annotation, molecular function: serine-type endopeptidase inhibitor activity. Bases 198 to 659 code for a protein of 153 amino acids.